CGGGAAAGUAGCGGCGAGGCCCCGCCCUCAUGCGAGAGCCAAUCCAGAGAAGCUGAGGGACGACCCCGGAAGCGAGGUUCGCGGCGGCGAUUUUCCCUUCUUUAAGAUCUUGAUGGAUAAAAUAAAGCAGACAUAAUUCAUCACUAGAAAGAUUAAUUAUACGCUGGCAUUUGAAAUGCUUUGUAUUUAGAACAGUAAAAAUGGAAAAAGGGAAAGUAAAUGAUGAUGGAAAACCAGAUACAGAAAAUUCCUUGGACUUUUCUGAACACUUUAACCAACUUGAAUUGUUGGAAACGCACGGACACCUUAUUCCCACUGGUACCCAAAGUCUCUGGGUAGGGAAUUCUGACGAAGAUGAGGAGCAAGAUGAAAAAACUGAAGAGUGGUAUCAAUUGCAAGAAAAAAAAAUGGAAAAAGAUCCAAGCAAAUUGCUUCUUUGGGCUGCUGAAAGAAAUCGGCUUACUACGGUGCGGAGACUACUUUCUGAAAAGUCCACUCACGUGAACACUAGAGAUGAAGAUGAGUAUACCCCUCUUCAUCGAGCAGCCUACAGUGGACACUUAGACGUUGUGCGUGAGCUGAUCGCACAAGGGGCAGAUGUCCACGCGGUGACUGUGGAUGGCUGGACGCCCCUGCACAGUGCUUGUAAGUGGAAUAAUACCAGAGUAGCUUCUUUCUUACUCCAGCAUGACGCAGAUAUUAACGCCCAAACAAAAGGCCUCUUGACCCCCUUACAUCUUGCUGCCGGGAACAGAGACAGCAAAGAUACCCUAGAACUCCUCCUGAUGAACCGCUACAUCAAACCAGGUCUGAAAAACAACUUGGAAGAGACCGCAUUUGAUAUCGCCCGGAGGACAAGCGUCUAUCACUACCUCUUUGAAAUUGUGGAAGGCUGCACAAAUUCUUCACCUCAGUCAUAACGGUUCUAAUAAUUUUCCAAGUACCAGUGCCUCCUUUGUGUGAGAUAUGAAAUAUCCCCAUGAUACAGAAUUGACAUCAAAAAGUUUCACUGCAGACAUUCAGUGGUACACAUUUGAACGCCCUUCCGAGUGAAAAUGCCUACCGUUGAUGUCAAAGUGUGUUUGAAAGUUGUUUGGAUGUAUCUUUACUGAUUUAUGUGGAGUUUGUAAUUUUUAUCAGAAAUAAUUUUAACUUCUACUUAAAAACUUGUAAACGGGUUGUACAGAAAACUAAUGAUAUUUUUGGUGCUGAUCCAAGAGAAGUGUAUUUUUAAAUACCCCCCCCCCCCCCCGGAUCUUUGUUGAGUAUUUAGUAUAUUGACAUGUAUUUUUAUAAGGUGAGCUAACUCAGAAUUUAAAAAUCUUAAAUAUACUGGUGCAGGUCAGCUGUCUUCUCGACAUCACCAUAGCCAUUUGCUUUCAUUUUAAAUCAUAAGAACUGACUUAGCAGUGACUUGAAUCGUCAGAAGUUUAAAAAAAAAAACAAAACAAAACAAAGCAGGAGAAAAGCUUAGAUCUUCGUCUUUUAGAGCAUAGACCAUUUUCAGGAAAGUAGUUAGCUAAGUGUUUAGUCCAUGAAUGUUAUAUAUACUGCCUCCGCUACCACAGCUCACACAAUCCUGUGGACAGUCCUACCUCACCCUGGUCAACCUACACGAUCCUUAUUCCUUCCACUGGUGAGUCAGCAUGACCUUUCAGACAUGCACACAACUCUACCUUGGUCCAAGAGAUCAUAAUAUAUCUGCUCUCCAACUGGUUUUACCUGCCUAAUCCUGCUGUUUGCGGCACUGCUCAGAUGGUCUCUCCAGUUCACAGGAAGUAUUGAUUUUCCAAGGCCCUCCUUUUAUACAAGCCCUACAAAGGCAAAGAGACAAGGGACGAAGAAUUCUAAGAGUGAAAGGAUGAUGAUUAUAUUGGGGCUAGAACCACAAAGUGGCUAAGGCUUUAAAAAGCCACAGCAUGGAUAGCGACAAAAGCAUAAAUAUAAAUAUUCAGAAAAAAAAUAAAAAUUUUGAGCAACAAAAA
This is a messenger RNA of Neofelis nebulosa (Clouded leopard), 1985 nucleotides long. It is a transcript of the gene ANKRD49, whose product is annotated as ankyrin repeat domain 49. Gene Ontology annotation, molecular function: protein binding. The coding region runs from base 201 to 920 and encodes 239 amino acids. The transcript is spliced from 3 exons. The record is from RefSeq and is a predicted model, not a curated record. NCBI's taxonomy places the organism in Eukaryota, Metazoa, Chordata, Mammalia, Carnivora, Felidae.